Messenger RNA from Copidosoma floridanum, 3155 nucleotides. RefSeq names its product arsenic resistance protein 2 (gene Ars2). Gene Ontology annotation, biological process: primary miRNA processing; mRNA processing. NCBI's taxonomy places the organism in Eukaryota, Metazoa, Arthropoda, Insecta, Hymenoptera, Encyrtidae. Gene Ontology annotation, molecular function: nucleic acid binding. Gene Ontology annotation, cellular component: nuclear body. The record is from RefSeq and is a predicted model, not a curated record.
CAUCACCGUUGUCGUCGUGAGAGUUUCGUGAAUAGAUACAUUUGUACGGAGUAAAUCAAAGAACCCGAAGACGCCACCAAUUGUCUCUUCACCAGGAACAGAUAUAUAUCUUGGUAUCACUGAAAAGAUUUGUAUGAUUUUGUAAAUCAACAUGGGAGACUCCGAUGAUGAGUACGACAGAAAGCGUAGGGACAAAUUCAGAGGAGAAAGAACAGAAUCGUACAGAGAAGGACGCGGCAGAGAUGAUAGGCGAAGAGGAGGAGGAGAUGACUGGCCAGAUAGGGAUUGGUCCAACAGACCUCGAGCAAGACCGGACUAUCGAGAUUACCGAGGUGGAGGUGGCAGGGAACGCUACAGUCCAGCUCGGUCGCAGGAUAUGGCGCCCCCGAUGAAGCGUAUGCGAGGUGAAUGGGACGACCGACCCCCUCGAGGUGGUCACUCCUAUGACUACUAUGGUGAGAGGGAACCUAACCCUGGAGGUGGUGGUGGCGGAGGUGGCGUCGGUGGCGGUGGUGGUGGUGGUGGCGGAAGAGGGUCAGCAUGGGGACCUGAUCACUAUCCACCCAACCAUCCUGUCAAUCACCACUAUGGUAACCAUAGCAACAAUAAUAGCAGUCGAGAAGUGACUGGAGGGGCCUUCAAUAAUUCCAAUGUGGAGACUCAGCCCCCUAUGAUGACUUUCAAAGCAUUCUUGGCAACCCAAGAAGAUUCCAUUACAGAUGAAGAAGCAAUCAAACGUUACAACGAGUACAAACAAGAAUUCAGGAGACAGCAGCUUAAUGAAUUCUUUAUUGCACAUAAGGACGAGGAAUGGUUCAAAAUCAAAUAUCAUCCAGAAGAAUCCGUCAAACGAAAAGACGAUCAACUUUCUUCAUUGAAAAAACGCGUUGAAGUGUUCCUUGAAUUGCUUGAUAAAAUGGAAAUCGACAAGGUGUCAGUUGACGCAGACCAGAGCGAUCAACUGUUACGUCUGCUCGAUGCAGUUGUUAUUAAGCUAGAAGGUGGCACCGAAGAAGACCUGAAGGUCUUAGACGCCAAGCCCCUUAGUCUGCCAAUAAAGGAAAUCCCUAUCAAAGUGCCUAUUAUCAAGAAAGAGGUUGAUAAGGAAAUAAAGGAAACUGUCAAAAUUAAGGUUGAAAAGCCAGACGAACCUGAAAAGCCAAGCGAAGCAAAACCUGAAGAUGCCAAAAACAAAGAUCAAAACGGUGAUGUCGAGAUGAAAGAGCCCGAGAAAGAGCAACCAAAGGAAACCCCGGCUGAAGAGGCUGAGACCAAAGAAGCCGAAGAAAGUAAAGAUGAAGAAGAACAAGAGGAAAAGGAGACCGAGCCGGAGGAGGAAGCUGAAAAAUCUGAGGAACCUAACUUAAAGAAACGCAAGCGAACUACCAGUAACAGCAGUAGUAGCAGCAGUAGCAGCAGUAGUUCCUCUGACAGUGAUACCAGUAACAAACCUGGUACCCCACCUGGGCCUCCUCCUACACUAGAAGAGAAAGAAGAAUCAAAAGAAGAGAAAGAUACUGAGGCUGAACCUGAAGCAGAAGCAGAAGCUGAGGCAGUAGCUGAAGCUGAAGCUGAGACUGAAGUUGAAAAGCCAGUUGAGAAGGAGGUACCUGAAACUCAAGAAACAGAAAAGGAAAGCACACCCGAGCCUCAACCAGAAAAGCCAAAAAAGAAAGAUGAGUCGGUGAUUGAUUUGGCAAGUGAAAAAGAACCUCGUGCUUUGCAUAAAACUAGCAGUAUAUUUCUUAGAAAUUUAGCCCCAACAAUCACAAAAGCAGAGGUUGAAGCUAUGUGUAAACGUUUCCCUGGAUUUUUAAGAGUAGCUAUUGCUGAUCCUCAACCAGAAAGAAGGUGGUUCCGUCGUGGUUGGGUUUCAUUUGAAAGACAAAUCAAUAUCAAAGAAAUAUGUUGGAGUUUAAAUAACAUAAGGUUAAGGGAUUGCGAACUCGGUGCUAUUGUGAAUCGCGACCUAUCCCGACGCAUUCGCAAUGUCAAUGGCAUAACUUGUCAUAAGCAAAUUGUGAGAAACGAUAUCAAGUUGAGCGCGAAAAUUGUGCAUAGUCUAGAUAAUCGUUCAGGUCUAUGGAUGGAGAUGAAAAAAGACAUCCCUAAGGAUGAUGAGGCCAAAAAAGAACAGGCUGCUAUUGAUAUAGAACAAGCUGCAUUUGGGCUGUCUUCCAAAAAUCCAAUCUUGAAAAAUAUCACUGACUAUCUUAUUGAAGAAGCCUCCGCGGAAGAAGAAGAGUUACUUGGUGUCUCGGGCGAUCAUGAAGAAGGACAGCUAUCAGGCGAAGGAGAGGAGAAAGUUGAAAAGGACCCUUCCCUCACUAAAGUUUUGGAUAAGCUAAUCCUCUAUCUGCGAAUUGUACAUUCUGUCGAUUAUUACAACCAUUGUGAAUAUCCAAAUGAAGAUGAAAUGCCUAAUCGAUGCGGUAUUUUGCACGUUAGAGGUGCACCUCCAGCUAACAAAGUAUCUAGCAAUGAAAUCAUGGAGUACUGCAAAAAUUUUGAAAGCAAAAUGGCUGCGUUCCUUGCACCAGUAGCUACAGUUACUCCCAGCGAUUACGAGAAACUUGGAGCAAAGAAUGCAGAAACUGAGGUGGAAAAGUUUGUCCAAGCGAAUACACAGGAGUUGUCGAAAGACAAGUGGUUGUGUCCGCUCAGUGGCAAAAAAUUCAAGGGUCCAGAUUUCAUUCGCAAGCAUAUUUUCAACAAGCAUGGGGAGAAAGUUGCAGAAGUGAAAGCCGAGGCUGAGUACUUCAACAAUUACUUGAAAGAUCCAAAGAGGCCGCAACUGCCUGAGCAUCCAGGAAACAAGGCACCCCCAAGGGAACCUGUCAGAGAACCUGGUUAUGGAUCUUACAACUCUGGAGGCUCUCGGACUCCAAGUAGAUUCGCAGGCAAUUUUGGAGGUAACUUUGGCAACAAUCGAGGUGGUUUUGGUGGUGGCUAUGGUCCCGGAUUUGGCGGUGGUUUUGGUAUGCCAAGGUCGAAUCGUGGUGGUUUCAACAGAGGACGUGGUGGCCCCGAGUUCAGACCAGUUAUACAUUACCGUGAUCUCGACGCGCCACGGGAGCCUGACGAAUUCUUGUAAAAGAACAACAGAUGUAUUUUUUUUUUUUUUUUCAUCUUUAUGUAUGAAUUCCCGCGUAAAA